This is a messenger RNA of Teleopsis dalmanni, 2263 nucleotides long. RefSeq names its product beta-chimaerin-like. Gene Ontology annotation, biological process: signal transduction; regulation of GTPase activity. Gene Ontology annotation, molecular function: GTPase activator activity. The record is from RefSeq and is a predicted model, not a curated record. Lineage: Eukaryota; Metazoa; Arthropoda; Insecta; Diptera; Diopsidae. The transcript has 5 exons. Bases 364 to 1749 code for a protein of 461 amino acids.
AAUGCUAUUUGCAAGCACUAAGCAACCUUUUAAAAUUAGUUUAUUUUCGUUCCAUUUAUUCAAAAAACGUUCCAUUUUCAUCAGUUUCUCUCAUCACACCAUAACGUUCAUGUUACAUAAACAGCAAACUCGAAAGAAGUGAGAAAAAGCAAGUGAGAACUUUUCGAAAGAAAUCGUUCGAGUUUACAUAAACGAGCUACAGAUUGACUUUCUCUUGCAAAAAAUUUCGUGAACCUUGGUAACCCUACUUCGAUAAAUUCCAUUCAUUAAUUCCAAGAAGUGAAUGUAUGAAAAAUCAAAUAGAUAAACAAUUAAAGAACUCUUUAAUAAGAAAAUGUUAAAUUAAAGACAUAAUUAUUUUAAAUGUCACCAAGUUCUCCCAUUCAAAAAGUGUGGAAGCCAGAGUUGUAUAAAAUACAACUCGAGGCCCCUACACCGAAACCAUUACGACGUACUGAACCAAUUACUGGUUUAGGUGAGCCCUGUUAUUAUGGAACUGAAUAUUUUGGUGAAAUGGGUCAUCAGGCAGCAGAAUCAUUGCUUGAAAAUACUCCAGAUGGUUCCUAUUUGUUACGGCGAAGUCCAAAUGCACAAGAGUAUUAUACAUUAAGUGUACGAUUUAAUAAUCGUACAAAACAUUUUAAAAUAUAUUUUAAAACUGGCGAAGGGCACUAUUUGCAAGAGCAAGCAAAGCAUUAUGAUACGAUACAUGAACUGGUGGCAGAUGGUUUAAUAAACUUCCAUAUGCAACUCCAUGCAGCACCGAUAAUACAGCAAAUUAAUCAACAAACGCGAAAUUGCUACCAGCAAAGCCCAUAUAUGACUUUAAACAGAAGAAAAUUACGCGCCCUCUCAAACGAACUUCGCAAGUCAAUAAUAGCUAAAGGUAAUUGUGAACCAGAUGCAAAAAGUGGCAACAACAUUGCUGUGACUAAUUCCACUUCAAGCAAAGACAAUGAUGCAGAUUUAAUAUUGCCACUUAUCUAUGAGAAAGCGCAUACAUUUAAAAUACACACAUUUAAGGGUUUGAAUUGGUGCGAGUUCUGUGCAAAUUUUCUAUGGGGCUUCACAGCGCAAGGUGUGAAAUGUGAAGCAUGUGGUUUUGUAGCACAUUCUAAAUGUUCUGAAUUAGUUCCAGCAAAAUGUGUUCCAGAUCUAAAAAGAAUACGAGGAGUUUUUGGCACAGAUCUUACAACAAUGGUGCAAUUAUAUCAGUGUCUAAUACCAUUCGUAGUGAGACGUUGCGUUGAAGAAGUAGAAGCGCGUGGAAUGUUACAGGAAGGUAUUUAUCGUGUUUCUGGAUUUGCUGAUGAAAUUGAUGCACUAAAAUUAGCUUUGGAUCGCGAUGGUGAAAAGACUGAUAUGUCAGAGUCAACAUAUGGAAAUAUAAACGUUAUUGCAGGAACACUAAAGUUAUAUUUACGUCUGUUGCCUGUGCCUUUGAUAACAUUUCAAGCUUAUCCCAGCUUCAUGCAAGCGGCACGAAAUACCAGCAUUUCUGAUCAAAUACGAAACACAAACGUAGCUGCCAAGAAGUUGCCUUUAGCACAUUAUAAUUGCCUUAAGUUUAUGAUGGAACAUUUGAAAAGAGUUGCUUCCCAUUAUGCUGCCAAUAAAAUGAAUGAACACAAUUUAGCUACUGUGUUUGCGCCAACUCUUAUAGCCACUCCGCAGCAUAUGACUAAUUUAACUGAAGAAAUAUUUAUGUUAUCGUCACUAAUAACAAACUGCGAAGCAAUUUUUAAUUAGUAAGCAAAUUUAACAAAUUUCCAAUUAGCACACACAUUUUAUAUAUUGAUCGCAUGCAUUAUUAUUCCACGAAAUUACAUUUCUGUAAGCUUAAGUUAAGGACUUUUAUAUGUAUUUUAUUUAUUAUGAAAAUGUACAACAUGCAAUAAUAUUAAGUCUACAAAGACCACGAAUUUAUAUUAAAUUUAUAUAUAAUUUAAAAUAAUUGAAUUUUUGGAACAAAAUUUUACAUUUCUAUAAGUAUAUUUAUUAUUCUAUAAACAAUGUGUAUUAUAAAUCAUGAUAUGCAAUAAAAAAGAAGCAUUACAAAUUGUUAUUUUAAUUUGUAUAAAUACAUUGUGCGUUGAAAAUAUGUACUAAGAAGGCUAUUUCAUUACUGUUUGGGUAUGAAUUUUACCCUAUCGACUUUACAUUACUGUAGCUUAAUUUUUUUCAAGUACUUAUUUUAAUUAUCAUCGCCAUCCUGCGUUUGAGUCAAUAUAAUCAGUACCGAAUCAAAAUUAUAGGAAAUAUG